Pseudophryne corroboree (corroboree frog) is the source of this 3686-nucleotide messenger RNA. It is a transcript of the gene FIBCD1, whose product is annotated as fibrinogen C domain containing 1. The record is from RefSeq and is a predicted model, not a curated record. The coding region runs from base 533 to 1900 and encodes 455 amino acids. The transcript has 8 exons. Lineage: Eukaryota; Metazoa; Chordata; Amphibia; Anura; Myobatrachidae.
UGUUGGGGGGGAGAGCAGCCUGUGUUGGAGUUUCUACAUGAGCAGAUCUGUGGGGGCUGCAGACUAGAGCUGGUUAGGAGCUCCUGUUCCUGCUCAUUAGACUUCCACAGAAAAGCAGAUUAAAGAUUUGUGAAUUAGCAGCUGAGGCUGCUUUAGGCAGAUUAAAUAGAGAGGAGAGAGAGAAAAAAAAAGAAGAAGAAGUUGAAGCAGGCGGAGAGAGAGAGAGGUGUGCUGGGGAGAGAAGAAAGGGACUUAAAAUAAGAAUAGGGAGGAAAAAGGAAAGAAGGAUAAUACAUAGAGAGAGUAGGAGGGAGAAGGGUAGAGGGGAACCACUCUAGAAAUGGAAUGUUGCAGAUAAUAGGAAGGAUGAAGGUGAAGAUAUAGAGAGCAGCAAGAGACAGGCUGAAGAGUCUUGGCUGAGGUGUCCCAUCUGCUAGACCACAGCUGACUGUGCAGGUAGGGUAGACAACUGGAAUUAGUAUCUCAAGUUCAUCAUAAGGAUCUUGUAUGGAGAGUAUGAGAUAUUCAGAAAAUGGGCAGUGAUCGGUGGAAAAAUAUUGGAGGUUCCCCACAGAUGGAGGACACAGUGCAAGAAAAGUCACAGAGGACAAGCUGUGGUUACAUCCUAUGUACCGUGCUGUUGUCGGUCGCUGUCCUUCUGGCAGUCACCGUUACCGGAGCCGUUUUGUUCAUGAACCAUUACCACGCUCCUUCCACCGAGCCUCCACCAGUCAUCACCACGAACAUGGAAGACCCCAAUGCACUGGUCACCAUUGAAAGGGCCGACAGCUCUCACAUCAGUAUAUUUAUUGACCCCAAUUGCCCUGAUCCAUUUCCUCGACUGGAGGGGCUACAGUCCUCCCUGCUGUCUGCGCUGACUGACCAUGACUCAGAGCUGAAGGUGGCUGUAGGGAAGGAGAGGGCUCUGCUGGCGGGCUUGGCAGACCAAGUGGCACAGAUGGUAUCACAGAUGUCCCGGCAGCGAGUGGACUGGGAGAGCCUAAGGAAAGGGCAAAAUGGACUGGUAUCGGAGUUGGUGGCACUGCAGAGCGAACAAGGGAGACUUAUACAGCUUCUUUCGGAGGGUCAAAGCCACGUAGCACAGCUGGUCAGUUCAGUGAGCGAAGUGCUGGACACGGUGCAAAGAGAACAUGGCCGAUCCCGUGGCAAGGGAGAUCUAGUACGGGCACCGGCUAGAAACGCCAGGCCCCGUGGAUGCACCAAUGGCUCCAAACCCCGGGAUUGUUACGAUAUCUUCAUGAGCGGACACCAGGAAGAUGGUGUCUAUUCCGUAUUCCCCAUUCACUACCCCUCAGGGUUUCAAGUCUUUUGUGACAUGACCACAGACGGAGGCGGAUGGACGGUGUUCCAGAGAAGAGAAGACGGCUCUGUGAACUUCUUCCGUGGAUGGGAACAGUACAGAGAUGGGUUUGGAAAGCUGACAGAGGAGCAUUGGCUGGGCCUCCAGCGGAUAUACUUACUGACUAUGCAGACACAUUAUCAGCUUCGCAUUGACCUAGCAGACUUUGACAACUCCACCGCUUACGCACAGUACAACACAUUCGGCGUGGGCCUGUCCUCUGUGAACCCAGAAGAAGAUGGCUAUCCGCUCACGGUCUCUGACUACUCAGGAACGGCAGGAGAUUCCUUGGGUAAGCACAGCAGCAUGAAGUUCACCACCAAAGACAUGGACAAUGACCACUCGGAGAACAACUGUGCGAGCUUCUAUCAUGGAGCCUGGUGGUACCGCAACUGUCACACAUCCAACUUAAACGGGCAAUACCUGCGUGGGCACCAUCCUUCCUAUGCGGAUGGCAUAGAGUGGUCCUCAUGGACAGGCUGGCAGUAUUCCCUCAAGUUCACAGAAAUGAAGAUUCGCCCCCAGCGGGAAGACAAGUGAUCUUCUUGCUUUUUAUUUAUGGGACAUUUGGGGGUCUUUUUUUGUUUUGUUUUUUAAGGGGAAUUGCGAUUUUCCACUGGACAAUAUUGGAGGAGAACACUGAGGCAGAUGGUACUCUUCAAUACUGGUUAUUGCCAUUGCAAGAAACACACAGCGAGUUAUUGUUCUGUGUUAGUGAUAUGGCUAUGGUUUUGUUUCUGGUGUAAAACAAACACAGAUGAAGAAUGGGAGAAGGAGACAAUGGGAUUCCCAUAUGGAGGAUGCUUUGGCACAAAGCUUCAAUGCUGUUACUCCACCAUCCUCUCCUGUGUCUCGCAGCCUGCCCUGUUUAAACUGGGUUUUAGCUGAUGUUAAUGGAUUGAAGAGUGUGAUCCUGACCUGCUGGACCAACAGUGAGCGGAAACUGGUGUCUACAAAUUUUUAUGUGCACAAACUAGAUUUCUCGGUGUCCUUGGUGCAAAGUGUUAAAUAUUGUUAGUGGUACAGAUUACUACCCUGAAUUACCAGCAAUACCUGACUCCCUGCGGUGUGAUUGGCAUCUCCUCUCACAGUUGAAUUAAGAUGUCACAGAGUCUUUGACUAAUGUCUCCUCUUGAUGUUACUGUUGACAUUGGUGGUCCCUUCUGCUAUACUGGUCAUAGUUCCUAAUCCUUAGUCAUUUUUUUUUUCUUUUGGGUGAUUAAUUAUGCUGUUACCUAACCCAUAUUUUCACCUCCUGCAGUACUCAUCAUCGCCAGACUAAGUUAUAUGUGACCAAGGUAACCACAUGAGUACGGGGGAGGAUAACAAAGGAAUUGUAAUUCUUUCACAGUAGGCAGCAAGAUGCACAGGGUGAGGUGCCAAAAUAAAGGACUUUGUGGGUACGCACAGACUUCAAAAAUCAUUGAUUUAUAAGUUUUGUAGGUUUCCAAAUGUGCAAGCUUUUCAUUUUAUUGGAAACACCUGGAACAUUAUUUGUUGCACUUUACUUGGGAUGAGAGCAUCUGUUUCACAAUGAGGAUGGUGGCCAAGAAGCUUGGAGACCGUGACACCCACCUCAGAAGGGCAUCUGGUGGAAUUCUAAGUUAAACAUUGCAUCUUCGUGCAAAUUGAGGUGGAACCCUUGUGACUAGCAUUCAUCAACAGUCCAAGACUAGUCAUUAUUAAUGUGGAUUUCAGAAUUGCCGGAAACCCUACCGCUAUGGCUAUGAACAGACCCCACAGUACAGAGACCUUUCCACCAUAAGAGAGUUUUCCGUUUCCGUUUGUUUUCCUCCUCCUCUGCCUCACAUUUGCAAGUGUUUCGGGUUAUGGUAUGUCACAUGGACAGCUGUUUACUGCGGUAGUUUAUGAUCAGCACAGUCUCAAUUACCAAAGACAAGCGACCAUUUGUAACUCUGCUCAGAUAAGCAUCCUCUGUGUUCCUUUUCACUGUUGUGAUGCACGUUUCCAGAUAAUUAGUCUGUCAUUUAAAAAAUGAAGAGGAACAAAGACCUCUUGGUGGCAGAACUAUGGGGAGGAAGUGCUGGACUCCCUGUCAGAAACAUUUAUGUGCUCCUUUGGGAGAAAGCUGUUAUUUUACAGGACAUCAAUAAACCCCCCAGGGGUUUGCCCACCUCUUGCCCCGCGCAGCCAGGCACUUGGUAAUGAGUAUGAUUCGUGCUGCCUACUUGUGAAAUCAUUAGCUUAUUUCAAGCAGUAUGUCUUAACUUUACCUGUGCUGUGGCAGCCGUUAUUGUAAACAAGUGUUUUGUAAAUUAAAGGAAUCCAGGCGGAUGUAACCUGGAAGUUAAUGGACCAUGAGAAA